Etheostoma spectabile (orangethroat darter) is the source of this 1174-nucleotide messenger RNA. RefSeq lists its product as uncharacterized. The transcript is spliced from 3 exons. The record is from RefSeq and is a predicted model, not a curated record. Bases 155 to 625 code for a protein of 156 amino acids. Lineage: Eukaryota; Metazoa; Chordata; Actinopteri; Perciformes; Percidae.
AUCUUAAUGACGUCGGCUAUUGUUUGGUGAAAUCCGAAACCAGAGACGGCUGGUUAGUAGUAAAGCUAGAGGAUUUUUGGUGAAACUGGUUUACCCGAAAAGCUAUUUAGGCCAAUAUUUCAUUUGGCUGUUUGUAUUGUAUUACUCCUUAGCAAUGAACAAAAACAAGGCCAGUGGCGUGUCAUGGGUGAAACCAGCGGAACCGUCCUUUCUGAAGAAGUUUAAAGAAGAUGUUGGUUAUAAAGAAGGACCCACUGUUGAUACUAAGCGCCAGGUGAUGCCAACCCUCGAUGACAGCGGGAGUGAUCGAGAGGAUGAGUUACCCCAAGUUGUGGUUUUAAAAGAAGGACACCUGAACGCAGAGGAGGUUAAGAAGAUCAAGGACGAAAUACAUACUGGUGGUGGCGCAGAGAAAGACGAUGAACCCCCUUCUGAUGGUAAAAUCCUGUUCAAGAAACCAGCCAAGCGCUCCUCCUCAGAAAAAUUCCAGGGCAUCACUGCCACCUCCAGCAAAAAGAAGAAGAGUGAUGGAGGAGAGGAGGAGGGGGAAGAGAGAAAGUCUGGAAAGAAAGUAAAAAAUAAUAGCCUUCUGUCAUUUGGAGGGGAUGAAGAAGAGGAGGACUAAAUGUUACUGGUGAAAUGUAAGUCUGUAUGUAACACCUGUGACAAAAAGGAAUCAAAGUGUGACUUUUGAAUAGUGAUAAAAUGUUUCAAAAUAUUGACCAAUAGAAACAGAGGUCACAUUGACAGACAACAGAUACUGUCUGGAGUUCAUCAUGUUGCAGCCUGUCCAUUCUGUAGUUUUAAGGACCGUGCCAGUAUGUUUGCAUGUCUUAGCCAAAUAGUAAAUUUGUAAUACCGACAACCCAAACAUGUAUUUUAGUACACUGUACAAAUCAACUUGCCAAUAUUCAAUUUGAAUGAACAUCUUGAUUUCCCUGUUUUUGUUUCUAUUAUCACUGUAUGCACAGGGACGAUUUCCAACUGUUUUUGUUAAGAAUGACAUGACACCAACAAUCUAGUAGUCGGUACCAAUACCAUCAAAAGUACACCAUGGUUGACACCAAAGUCAAUACCACAGUGUAAAAAAGGAAAACAAUAAUACUUAAACUGUUGCAAAAUAAAAAACAGUUACAUAAUAGAUAUACAAUUCAUAUUUAAACAGUCGAUCAUU